AUGGGGUGCUGUGGCUGUGGAAGUUGUGGCGGCUGUGGUGGCUGCAGCAGUGGCUGCGGCGGCUGCGGUGGCUGUAGUGGUGGCUGCGGCGGCUGUGGUGGCUGUGGCAGCUGCGGUGGCGGCUGUGGCAGCUGCACCACCUGCAGGUGCUACCGUGUGGGCUGCUGCUCUGCCUGCUGCCCCUGCUGCUGCGGCUGCUGCGGAGGCUGCUGCAGUACCCCCGUGGUCUGCUGCUGCCGCCGCACCUGUGGCUGCAGUUCCUGUGGCUGUGGCUCGUGUGGCUGCGGCUGUGGGAAGGGCUGUUGCCAGCAGAAGUGUUGUUGCCAGCAGAAGUGCUGUUGCAAGAAGCAAUGCUGCUGCUAGGCGGCCGGCCGGCCUCUGGGGAAGUGCUGCAGGUAACCAUGCUGUAGGUAAGACUUCCCCCUCCCUUUCUGUCAGCUCCUUUCUGACUUUUAAGUCACAAGCGUGACCUGAGCCUGGUCACCAACCCAUAGGAAUCCCACAUUCUGUGGUUUCUGUCAUCCUGUUUGCAUUUAAUAAACACCAGCCAAAGUGUAAAUGGACAGCCUCCUCUGUCCAUUAACUUUCAAAUAUUGCCUUGACAAAAAUGAAUCAAGAUAGCUAAUGUUUUGUGUUCUUGAAAUGCCUUUAACUUUGUGUUUAUUUAUGUCCUGUUUUUACCAUUGCAUUGCCAUCUCUGUAAAUGCAAAACAACUCUUUUCUUAAUAAAUUAUACUAA
This is a messenger RNA of Neogale vison (American mink), 739 nucleotides long. RefSeq names its product small cysteine and glycine repeat-containing protein 8-like. The record is from RefSeq and is a predicted model, not a curated record. The coding region runs from base 1 to 363 and encodes 120 amino acids. The transcript has a single exon. NCBI's taxonomy places the organism in Eukaryota, Metazoa, Chordata, Mammalia, Carnivora, Mustelidae.